Molecule: messenger RNA, 1461 nt
Organism: Colletotrichum orchidophilum
Lineage: Eukaryota; Fungi; Ascomycota; Sordariomycetes; Glomerellales; Glomerellaceae
Exons: 2
Coding region: 1-1461 (486 amino acids)
Molecular function (GO): protein binding
Source: RefSeq, a predicted model, not a curated record
AUGGCAGACGCAGCGAAGCCAAAGAGGCGCCUCCCCUUCAAGCCGACCGCCUUGCGACAAAAGUCCGAUCCUAAGCCCACGCCACAGAAGAACGACAAUGAAGGCGACGACGAAGACGACGACGAUGGACUUAGCCUAUUCAAGCGCUCCGCCGAGUUCUUCCCUGUCGCAUUGGCAGAGCAGGAGCGACGUAUGAAACGGAAGCAGGCGGAACGAGAGAGGAGCUCACAAGCGCGCUCGCCACAAGGCGAGACGAAACUUGCGCUGAGAGCCAGCGAGGAGCCUGACAAGGAGGAUGCUGAGGAGGACGCAAGCAGGGAACUUGGCACGCCGCCCUCAAAACGCUCGCGAACUAGCGAUGAAUCCCCGCAAUCGAGAACAAAGCUGUCGCCAUACAAGCGCCGUGACGGCACAGAGACACCCUCGAAGCGCUUAACCCGCGCCGCAGCCUCGCGGACACCUCGGAAGCAGGAGGUGAUACCCCACAAAUCCGUCAUCGCGAUCGAAGAUAGUGACGAAGACGCCGAUGACGUCGAUGAUGUGGCCAGCGACGAUAUUUACGAAGCUUCGCCCGUCCGCAAAACUCAACGCCGAAGACAGACUUCAGAGCCCGAGGUGGCGCCUCUCGUCAUUGACUCAGAUGAUCCUUUCACAGAAGGAACCAACGGGGAUGGAAAGUCACCAGUCGCAGGAGUGGCAGAGGAAGGAGAGGAAGACGAUGAGUUUGAAGAAUACGUCCGCCGCGCCAUGGAGCGUAAAAAGGCCCUCGAGCAGGAAGCGAACCAGCUCGUCAACGUUUUCGUCACCUCCGACAUACCAGGCACCAAAGAUAGGCAGUUUCGGUACACGCUUGUCAAGCCACUCAAGAUGAUCCGCACUACAUGGAUUGACGUCCAGCAGGACCGUGUCGCGAUCCCCCGUGCGGAGUUGGAGGGCGUGUUCCUCACAUGGCGUGGUCAUGAGCUAUAUGACACGACGACACUACACAGCCUCGACCUGGCCAUUACGUUCCGCAAGAACGGCGGCGGCGGCGGCGACGGUGGAGGUGACUCGUCCGAGGGCUUCAAGGAUGAUGACUGGACAAAUGUACACUUGCAGAUGUGGACGCGCGAGCUGUGGGAAGAGCACGAGAGACAAGAGGCGCGGAGGAGGAGACAUGACCUCGGGGACUACUCUGACGACGAAGGAGUGGGACACGAUGAUGGUGCGGAGGCCAUCGAACCCGAGACGGAGAAGAAGAUCAAGGUUCUCCUGAAGACGAAAACGGAUGAGCCGCUCAAGACUUCGGUGAGGCCAUCGACCACCAUCGGAACGCUUAUGGAGCUGUUCCGCAAAAUGCGCGGUCUGGCCGCAGACGCGCCCAUCACACUCAUGUUUGACGGCGACGAGCUCGAAGAGGAUAUGACGGUCGAGGAAGCCGAUAUUGGCGACAUGGAGACGAUUGAGGUCUAUAUAAGAUGA